Messenger RNA from Teleopsis dalmanni, 1312 nucleotides. Its product is annotated as pantothenate kinase 1-like. Bases 96 to 1223 code for a protein of 375 amino acids. The record is from RefSeq and is a predicted model, not a curated record. Gene Ontology annotation, cellular component: nucleus; cytosol. NCBI's taxonomy places the organism in Eukaryota, Metazoa, Arthropoda, Insecta, Diptera, Diopsidae. Gene Ontology annotation, molecular function: ATP binding; pantothenate kinase activity. The transcript is spliced from 2 exons. Gene Ontology annotation, biological process: coenzyme A biosynthetic process.
AACUUUUUUUUAUAUAUAUAUUUGUAUGUAAGUAGCUCUAUAUAAUUUAUAAGCAAUGAAAAGUUUGCAUAAAUCCUGAUUUAAACCCUCGAGUCAUGAAAAAGAAAAAAACUAAGCGCAGAAUGUUAAAAUCACAGCUUUUAAAAGCUAUGCCCUGGUUUGGCAUAGAUAUCGGCGGAACUCUAACGAAAUUAGUAUAUUUUGAGCCGAAAGACAUAAGUUCAAUUAAAUUAGAUAAAGAAGUUGAAGUAUUAAAAACUAUAAAAAAAUAUUUAAUGAAAAAAUCUGCUUAUGGCAAAACUGGACACCGGGACACACAUUUACAAAUGGACAAUAUUGACAUUCGGAAACGUUCAGGCUCUUUACAUUUCAUACGAUUUCAGACCACAGAUAUGUGUGAGUUUUUAUCAUUGGUAAAACGAAAGAGUAUGGCUUGUUUAUUAAAAACAAUUUUGGCAACUGGUGGAGGAGCUUUUAAAUUUGAAGAUGAUUUUCGGAAGGAAUUAAAUCUAGAUCUUAGUAAAAUUGAUGAAGUGGAUGCGUUAAUUAAAGGAAUUUUUUUCGCGGAAGAUCAAAAUCGCUCUGAAUGUUAUUAUUAUGAAAAUUGCGCGAACAUAACGGAAUGUGAAAAGAGAGCAUUUGAUUUUUCAAAAUCAUAUCCUUUCAUACUUGUUAAUAUUGGAUCUGGUGUAUCAAUUUUAGCAGUACAUGGAUCGGAUAACUAUGAGCGAGUUUCUGGUAGCAGUUUAGGUGGUGGUACAUUUCUUGGAUUAUGUUCUCUUUUGACGGGUUGCAAAACAUUUGAAGAAGCAAUAGAACUCGCCACAGCAGGUGAUAAUAAAAAAGUUGAUAAAUUAGUAAGAGAUAUUUAUGGUGGCGAUUAUGAACGAUUUCAACUUAAAGCUGAUUUUAUAGCGUCAAGUUUUGGACAGAUGCAUUCUUCCGAAAAAAUUUCAGAUGUCUCACGGCAAGAUCUAGCUAAUGCAACUCUAGUGACAAUAACUAUAAAUAUUGCUCAUAUCGCAAGAUUAUGCGCUCUAUAUGCAAAAAUAGAUAAAGUUGUUUUUAUCGGAAACUUCUUACGUAUUAAUUCAACAUCUGAAAAAUUCUUAGCACAUGCAAUGCAUGUAUGGUCAGAAGGAAAGAUGGAAGCAAUAUUUUUACACCAUGAAGGAUAUUUCGGUGCCUUGGGUUGUUUAUUGCAAAUGAAUAAAGAAAUCUAAUCUUCACAAAAUGUCAUGUUUUUCUGUUGUACAAAAAAACGUAAAAUAUUAGUAUCUAAUUACUGAAUAUUAUUAUAUUUCCAAUCUGC